GUUCUGGACCUCAGGGUCAGUCUGGGAUCUGCUCCCUCUGCGGGGAGGGAGGAGACAGCGGGGAGCAGAGGGUGGACCACUGAUCCUCAGCGCCUCUCCACGUUUCUCUAACUCUUCRUUUCAACUCGAACUGGACCGAUGCUGACUCGGAUGGACUAGAGAAAAGAGAAUCCUGCAGAACUGUGCGCUUCUGUCUUGAUGCGCCAAACGCGCGUCUUGUGCGUCAAAUGGAUUCCCAAGCGCAAACUGUCGCAGGUUGAUCAUCAGAGCUCAUCCUUCUUUUCCCCGCAACACCAUUAAAUUGUGGACCAUGUGCCCCCGUCGGACUGAGAUGGACAAUGAGGUUAUGGGAUAGCCUCACCACUUGUUUGGUUCUGCUCAGCGCAGUGCGGGUCAGCGCGCUGCCGCGGAGCCAAAGAACAGGAGCCCCCGCUGAGGAGAACCCCCUGGAGAUCCCGGCGGUCCAGAACCCCCUGGCUGCUGUCUCCCGCAGAAUCAAGCAGGAGGACUCAGCGGAGGGCAGACUGGAGAGGGGCCUUAAAUACACUAUAAGGGAGCCCCUCCCAGAUGAAGAUGCAGUUGAAUUCAUCAAUGCAAUGAUCAGUCGAGUGCGUCGCUCAUCCUCAUCCACAGAGCCUUCAUCUACCUCCUCCUCUUCUUCCUCCCUCAGAGAAAACUUGAACAUCAGGACUCGGCAAAGAAGGGAGAGGAGGAGGAAGAAGAAGAAGACGAAGAGCGGCCAGCGGAAAAGAGGAGAACUUAAAGGAGAGGAAAUGAGCGUGAAGAUGAGACGAGGCAGCGGCGGUGGGAGAGGACAGGGCUGUGCCCUCAAACAGAUUCACCUGAACGUGUCGGACCUCGGCCUCGGCUACCGCUCGGGUGAGGAAAUGAUAUUCAGAUACUGUUCGGGGCCCUGCAGGAAGUCUGAGACCAACUAUGACAAAAUUCUUUUUAACCUUGUUCAGAAAAGGAAGCUUCCUCAUAAAGACACGCCCCUGCAGGCCUGCUGUCGGCCUAUCGCRUUUGACGAUGAUCUCUCAUUUCUGGACGACAGCCUCAUUUACCACACCGUGAGGAAGCACUCUGCCAGGAAAUGUGGCUGUGUGUAACAGGAUUUAAUUUUCAAGCAAUUUGACUGUAACUGUUUUAAGUCCACCUGCAAAGGGGUAAUUAGGAUUUUACCCUAAAAUCCUAAACUUGAUUUUCCCAAAGAUAUUUAUAACAAAAGCAUGGAACUUGCCUAAAACCAUACAUGACUGUUAACCCUAACAGUUUAUUGUGUCUGCUAAGCACAUCUUAUGGGAAAAAUUUAGACAAAUAUGAAAUUUAUUUAUAAAAUG
Messenger RNA from Austrofundulus limnaeus, 1340 nucleotides. RefSeq names its product glial cell line-derived neurotrophic factor. The record is from RefSeq and is a predicted model, not a curated record. The transcript is spliced from 2 exons. Gene Ontology annotation, molecular function: growth factor activity; receptor tyrosine kinase binding; glial cell-derived neurotrophic factor receptor binding. Bases 339 to 1109 code for a protein of 256 amino acids. Gene Ontology annotation, biological process: positive regulation of branching involved in ureteric bud morphogenesis; peripheral nervous system development; negative regulation of neuron apoptotic process. Lineage: Eukaryota; Metazoa; Chordata; Actinopteri; Cyprinodontiformes; Rivulidae.